This is a messenger RNA of Carassius auratus (goldfish), 2568 nucleotides long. RefSeq names its product Na(+)/H(+) exchange regulatory cofactor NHE-RF1-like. Gene Ontology annotation, molecular function: protein-membrane adaptor activity; signaling receptor binding. Gene Ontology annotation, cellular component: apical plasma membrane. The transcript has 6 exons. Bases 171 to 1268 code for a protein of 365 amino acids. Lineage: Eukaryota; Metazoa; Chordata; Actinopteri; Cypriniformes; Cyprinidae. Gene Ontology annotation, biological process: protein localization to plasma membrane. The record is from RefSeq and is a predicted model, not a curated record.
ACUGUCUACACUUCAAAGAAAACUGCGAUUUGACUUGCAGUGUUGCAACAACACAGUGAAGACGCGGAGUGGGCGUUUUCACUUCACAUAGCUACUUUUCGUUUUUGCCUCCAACUUUAAGUCUAGCCAGACUGCUUAUUUUGUGUAUUUGUAAGUUUCAAAGUUUCAAAAUGACCAGCAACCUCAGGCCAAAGCUUUGCGUCUUAGAAAAAGGGGACAACGGCUACGGUUUUCAUCUCCACGGCGAAAAGAACAAGCUAGGUCAGUUCAUUCGGCACGUGGAGCCCGACUCUCCGGCCGCCGCUGCAGGUCUGCUGGCCGGGGACAAACUGGUGUUCGUGAACGGGGAGAAUGUGGAGGACGAGAAGCAUCAACAGGUGGUGUCCCGAAUACGAGGCAUAACGGGCCAACUAGAGCUCAUCGUGAUGGAUGCAGAGACCGCAGAACUGCUGCAGAAGCACAACUUAAAGUGCCAGAAAGAGUAUGUGACUGAUGGCAUACCGAUACCGAGCAGUGUUGGAUCGGACCAUGAAGACGAAGUGAAGAACGGGACCCCAAGCGAGUCCACCCCUGUCCCGGAAACAAACGGAGACAUACGCAUGGAUAGACUGAGCGUGAGCUCCAAGGAAUCAAAGAACGAGCUGCGUCCACGUCUCUGUCACAUGAAGAAGGGUGCCACUGGAUAUGGCUUUAACCUGCACACAGAGAAGUCUAAACCCGGCCAGUACAUCAGGGCGGUGGAUGAGGACUCCCCAGCAGAGAAAUCUGGACUUCUGCCCCAAGAUAAAAUAGUGCAGGUGAAUGGCAUUGCUGUGCACACAAUGCAGCAUUCAGAAGUGGUGGCGGCCAUCAAGACAGGAGGAGAUGAGACCAGACUGCUGGUGGUGGAUCCUGAGACAGACGCCUUCUUCAGCAGCUGUGGUGUCCUUCCGACUGAGAAACAUCUGACAGGUCCUCUUCCAGAGCCCGUUUCCAGCCAUGAUGCAGAAGAUCAGGUGAAUGGAAAAGCAACUCCGGAGGAAAAGCCUAAAGUAGCUAUGAGCCUGUCGACCUCCAGCACCUCCUCCAACACCUCCACCUCUGCAGCUCCAGCCAGCACCUCAGCACCAGAGGACAAACCAAAAGAGAAGGCUUCGAGUGAUGACGCAGGACUAUCUCUGGAGAUAUCGCUGCAGCAGGCCAAGGAACGCGCUCGCCAGAAACGCUCUAACAAGAAAGCCCCUCAGAUGGAUUGGAGUAAAAGAAACGAGCUCUUCAGCAACCUCUGAGCCUCCUCUGUGCCUCCCAUCUUCCUCUCACCCAUUUUCUUUACUUCCUCUACAAUUGUCCGUCCCAUCAUGCCUCUGCACUCUUUCAGUAUACUUGUACACAUUUUGAAACCCUCUCACAUGUGUAUUUUUAAACCAGUGUUAUUUUGCAUCUGAUUUCUAAAUCUGUUGAUUUUUUUUUUUUUUUGUUUGAUCAAUUUUUACUUGAUUUAACCCAGUAUCGAUCUUCUGAUAUAUCGAUAUCUAAUAUAAGAUGAAAUAUAUGAUUUAACAUUACUGUAUAAUGCAAGUCUAGAAUAUAAUUUUUUUAAAAGAAGAAAGCUAAAAUGAUAUCUGAAACAUAUCUGUAUAUUCUCUUGCUUUGCUUACAGUAAUAUUGAUGCAGUAUUGAUGGCUCUGUGAAAACGCCGUAUAGUGUCUGAUGAGUUGCUUCAGGACUAGUCUUAACCAUGGAGUUUUGAAAUAACUUUUAGAGCAGCAACAAUCCAUUGAUUUUUCAUGUGUGUGUGUGUGUGGUUAUGAUCAGUUCAUAACAUUAAGGGUAGAAACUGCAGCCUUUUAAUUUUGUAAAUGUGAGCCGUUCAUGGUUUGGGACCCAUUAACCACUGAAAUGACGCUGUUGGCUGAUAAACCUUCUAAUUAAAGGUUUUAUUUCAAGUGCUUGUUUAGUGGAUGUACUGUGCUUUUUAUACAGCACAUGGUAAUAGUGGGAGUGAGUACUGAAUGUUUAAGCGUAUGUUUACUUGUAAAUCUUGCACAGUAUUUUAUUUCCAUGGCAAAUGCUCGCUUCACUCCAUGUCUUUAGUAGGUGAAUUUUUAAAGUACUGAAAUGUACCUGCUUUAAAUAACUUAAAGGACCAUGUCUUUUUGUUCUACACCAAAAACAAUGAACAUUUAAAAAAAAUGGCCAGUCUGUUAUGACUAUAUUUAUACACGUUGCACAAUAUAUACCGAUGCCAGAAAAGCAUUGUUAUACACUGAUGUGUAAAACGGUACUAUUUCUUGACAGCAUUUUAAUAAGAGUUGUAUUCCCUGAAAUUUUGUCUGUUUAAAGCAAGUCUUAAAGUGACAGCAGCCUACUAAACCUGCCUGCUCUCUGAUGUUAAUCAAACAACAGAAAAUGAGAAAAUCACUCUCAACUGAAUAACUUUAGUAGCUUGCACAUUUCAUUCAUACAGAGAAGACUAUUCAGUGUUUCAUUUUAACGUUUGGUUAUCUAAUUUCUGUACUAUUUCUUACGUGAUUGCUACUGUUUGAAUAGUCUGUACCUGAAACAAAAAUUAAAGCACUGUUUAUUUAA